AUGCAUCCAAAUUUAGCACUUCACAAACAUCCAAAAUGCGUUGAUAUUAUUCUUCGAUUAGAUGAAUGUCACAAAUCAGGAUUUUUUAAAAAAUAUUUUGGAGGUUGUAAUGAACUUAAAAAAGAAUUAAAUGAAUGUUUAACAUUAGAGUUUAAUGAGAUAAGAAAGAAAAAUGCUGAUAAAGCUAAAGAACAGAGAAAAAAAGUUGAAGAAUUAUGGAAGGAAUUUAAAGAAUAA
This is a messenger RNA of Funneliformis mosseae, 237 nucleotides long. Lineage: Eukaryota; Fungi; Glomeromycota; Glomeromycetes; Glomerales; Glomeraceae. The record is from the annotation of a GenBank genome assembly.